CUCAUUCCGAGACGCAGGCUCCGGGAGAGCUAAUGGAAUAGCUACAGCGGCGAGUGGAAAAGCGGAGCUUUCCAACGCUCAAACUGUAGGAGGAAGCCCUCCGAAGCAGCCCUUAAAAUCGAAUAAAGGUAGAAACAGCAAAGGUGCCACUUUACAAGAAAUUAAUUAGAAAAACAAGUUCCAGUGACGCUCCGAGCGAGCUAAUUCCUUUUGGGAAGUGCGACUUGACGGGCAGUGUCAGUUUGAGCUGUCACACCAGAUACAGGUUAAAGUAACACUGCUCCAAAGGGCUGGCCUUCCCUCGCUAUUGGGCUCCUCUCGUUUUCUCUGGAAGCUACGUCUUUGGAUAACAUCUGCAGUAGUUAGCUAGCUACUACUGAUUGGAUUCAAAAGAAGGUUUUGUGACCUACUACCUGGAGUGGACUGCGAGACAGUGCAACAUGGGCACUCCAGGCUCUGGAAGGAAGCGUGCUCCUGUUAAGGACAGGUUUUCUGCUGAGGAUGAGGCCUUGAGCAGUAUUGCCAGGGAGGCUGAGGCACGACUAGCGGCGAAGCGGGCGGCGAGGGCUGAAGCCAGGGAUAUACGCAUGAGGGAACUGGAGCGGCAGCAGAAAGAGCACUCCCAUCACUCCUCUUCCUCCGGGAGGAAGUGGGGGCAGAUCCACCAGUGGAUGGCUGACACAGAGAAGGCCAGGCACUCUCAUAGAUCCAGCAGCAACCAUCACCGGUCUUCCUCCUCUUCCUCCUCUUCACUGCGAGACCCGGGCAGCUCUCACCGUAGUCGGGCCAGUACCUCCCGCAGAAGAGACCUGGUGUCUGACAGUCUGUCUAGCAGUUCUGCUCUGAAAACCUCCCGUUCCUCUAAUUCUGUGUACGCAGACUUGCAGAGCCUGAAGAAAACUCCAGUGUCCAGCAGCUCCAGGAAGGAAUUGUUGACUGGGUUAUACCAUGACCAAAGGAACUACAGCAGCCUAAAGAACUCCAAAACUCUUCCUUCCUAUCAGACUCGGUCCUCCUCUCUGUACAAUGAGCCCCUGCCGGUGGUGCAGAGCCACAGGACCCCUCACUCCUCCAGUGCCACUCUCCCUCGCAGUUACAGUCUGGCUUCUUUAUAUGACGGCGGUCUCUACGGCUCGUACAGUUCAAGAACUCCCUCAGAGUACAGCUGGGGAGCCAGCAGCUCCACACGCAGCAGCCCUGUGUCCUCCUCGGAUGAUGAUAGCUCCAGCACCGUGUCCCAGGACCGCUACAGUUGCGGAAGAAGGGGGAGCGUGUCCUCUGACUUCUCUGACCUCAGCGAGACAGCAGCUGACUAUUUCAGCCGCUCCAACCGGAGGGGCAGCAUUGUGUCAGACCUGGACGACCUGAGCAUCCCUGACCUGGACAGUCUGGAUGAAAAGUGUGAUAAGCAGUUCACAGAGACAUACAGCCGGCCCUCAUCUCGAUGCACCACACCUGGUCUGUCUGCUGCCACCCUGGCCUCCCUGGGGGGCACAUCAUCCCGAAGGGGCAGUGCAGACACUGGGAGCAUGGUGGACCCCGACACCUCUCUCAGCGAGCUCAGGGACAUCUAUGAACUUAAGGACCAGAUACAGGAUGUAGAGGGGAGAUACAUGCAGGGACUGAAGGAACUGAAGGACUCACUCUCUGAGGUAGAGGAAAAGUACAAGAAGGCCAUGGUCUCCAACGCACAACUGGACAAUGACAAGGCCAACCUGGUGUACCAGGUGGACACGCUGAAGGACGUGAUUGAGGAGAUGGAGGAGCAGAUGGCUGAACUGCACAGAGAAGUAGAGGAGAAGUCCAAGGAGUUAGAAAGACAAAAGCACAUGUGUACAGUCUUGCAACACAAACAAGAGGAACUGAAAGAGGGAAUCCGUCAGAGAGACGAACUCAUUGAGGACAACCAACGAAUGCAGCAGAAAUUAGACUCCCUCACCAGAGAGGUGUUUGAUCUGCAGGAAACCAUUAACUGGAAGGACAAAAAAAUUGGGGCACUAGAGAGGCAGAAAGAGUACUUUGACUGCAUUAGGAUUGAGAGAGAUGAGCUCAGAGAUGAGCUGGCUGACCUCAAGGGGAAAUCCAAGGCAGGAGAGAAACAUGGGUUGGUGAUCAUCCCAGAGGGCACCCCCAAUGGAGACGUCAGCCAUGAGCCUGCAGGCGGGGCCAUUACGGUGGUUACACAGGAGGCAGCCCAGGUGCUGGAGUCAGCUGGAGAAGGCCCGCUAGAUGUGAGGCUACGGAAGCUUGCGAAUGAAAAGGAUGAACUCUUGGCCCAGAUCCGAAAGCUGAAGAUGCAGCUUGAGGAAGAGAGACAGAAGAACUCCAAGAUGGAGAGUGUGUUCUCAGAUGGAGAGCGGCUAGAGAACGGCGCAGACCUGCACUUCAUUGAGAUGCAGAGAGAUGCCAACAGACAGAUCAGUGAAUACAAGUUUAAACUGUCCAAGGCAGAGCAGGAGAUGGGUACAAUGGAGCAGAAUAUCAACAGACUUGAAGGGCAGGUGCUCAGGUAUAAAGCAGCAGCUGAUAACUCCGAAAAAAUUGAAGAUGAACUUAAAAUUGAGAAACGGAAACUCCAAAGAGAGCUGAGGACAGCCUUGGACAAGAUUGAGGAGAUGGAAAUGACCAACAGCCAUCUAGUGAAACGCCUGGAGAAGAUGAAGGCCAAUCGAAAUGCAUUGCUGUCGCAGCAGUGAGCGUAGUCCUUAUCUUUCUGGUUCGUCGACUCUACCAUCUCUGCCAUUAAAGUAACCUUAUAGUUUAUAAAAACCCUUGUACUGCUAGUACUGGCAUACCUUGCUGUUUUUUAUUAGUGAUACUCAAGAGCUCACCAACUCAUUUUCAGCCAUCUCACAUCCUUGAAAGGGAGUUAUCUGGUGUCAGAAAAGGGUAGCAAAUUUUGACUGACUCUUAGGAUUUUUUUUUUUCAUUGUUUUCCAAAAUGUUAUUCACAAACAUUUUAUUUCUUUCCCAAUGG
Molecule: messenger RNA, 2977 nt
Organism: Megalops cyprinoides (Indo-Pacific tarpon)
Lineage: Eukaryota; Metazoa; Chordata; Actinopteri; Elopiformes; Megalopidae
Gene: lrrfip2
Product: leucine rich repeat (in FLII) interacting protein 2
Exons: 28
Coding region: 441-2696 (751 amino acids)
Biological process (GO): regulation of DNA-templated transcription
Source: RefSeq, a predicted model, not a curated record